AUGCCGCACGCAACGAAAACAACUAUCGGGCCGCCUGACGCCUCGCUCCUCUUCUCCGGCAAGGAAUUGCAGCGGUACUUCAUCUGGCACCGAGAGGCGUACCCUUUCCCAUUUGCCCAUCAGAAUCGAGGGCGACUCCCCACAGCGACCCAGUACCAUGACUUCCAGCAGUGGCAACGGAAGCGGAGAGAGCAGGAGCUAGGUUUGCGCGAUGUGUCUACCAUGUACUCGGAUCUGGAGAAACGCAUCACCUGCCGACUGUCCCAUCCUCGAGAAGCUCCUCUGCCGCGUCACCGCGUCGCCCGCUUGUGCAAACAUGUGCUCCAUCCCAUUACGUCACAAUCCAAGAUCAAGAGGAUCGAGCGGUGUCCGUCUUGCCUCGUCGAUAUCCACCUGGCUUAUAUGGCCGUCUUGACGAACACCAGGGAAGAAUUGAAGGAAAUCGCAGAGUGGGACGAGUCUUGGUCGGAAAAGUAUGCGCAGUCAUGUGAUGCUUGGAAUGCCGGGAAGCUCGCCGCGAUAAACAUGAUCUAUAAACUCGAAGAGGACGCCAGGCUGGAGAGCCAUUGGCGCGACACGCAUCCCACGGACGACGUUUUUGACGCCAUGAGUGCCGCAGCGGCAGUGGACAAGUACUGGUCAAGUUUCGGAAUGGCAGACGUACUGUAUGUCAGGCGCGCGAGGGCGCCUGUCCGGCACUCCCCACGGUACGAGCCGGGAGAAUAUGCGCUUCCUAUAUCCGACAGGGACUGUGAUACAUCCAGUAAUGAUGAGGAGGAGGAAGCGCAUGGCAGAAAGGGGAAUUUAGCUGAGGGCGAAGAUGUGGACGAGUAUAAGAAAGCUGAUGUGAUGAAAGAUGAUGAAAUGGACAAGUAUAAUACAGACGCCGAGAUAGAGGAUCGCGAAAGGGAUGACACAGACGACAACAGAGCGGAUGACAGCGAGAGUGAUGAUUUGGAUACCGGCGAUAACACCGAUGUUGAAUGUAAUGAAACGGACGAUUAUUGUGACCAGGGGGACAGAACAUCAGUACGAAGAUGA
This is a messenger RNA of Westerdykella ornata, 1041 nucleotides long. RefSeq lists its product as uncharacterized. Lineage: Eukaryota; Fungi; Ascomycota; Dothideomycetes; Pleosporales; Sporormiaceae. The record is from RefSeq and is a predicted model, not a curated record. The transcript is spliced from 2 exons. Bases 1 to 1041 code for a protein of 346 amino acids.